GCAGCAACAAAGUUCAGGGUCAGGGUCAUGGUCAGGCAGCUGUAGAAGCUGGGGUGUUAAAGUUGUCAAACGAAUCACCUGGACGCAGGUGAGAGCCAUUUGGAGUCGUCGCCAUGUCGACCGACUCAUCGCCGGAGAGCGACAGCGAUGUCUACGAUCCGCUUGCCGACGAGCUCCACAAUGUCCAGCUGGUCAUCCAUGUGACGAGGGAGAACAUCGACGCAUUGAAUGCGAAAUUCGCCAAUCUUCAGGAGCCGCCAGCUAUGUACUUAACAGAAUACCAGGAGCUGACGUCCAAGCUGCACGAGUUGAAGGCCAAGGAGCACGAGUUAAUGGAGCAAUUGAAUGCUCUGCAACAGGACGAUGAUUCCAAGAGCCAAAGCCAGAGCGAGGCCAAGCAGCAACAACAGCAGCAGCAGCAGCAACAGUCGACAUUAAGUGCGGAUCGCACGGAUCAGCCACACUAUCAAAACCAGACGCAAAUCCUCCAGCAACAGCGCCAGCUGGCCAGGCACGCUCACGAGCAGACACCGGGCGAGACCGGGUCGGGCAGCCAGUGCGGCACCCUGACCCGCCAGCCAAAGGUGCUGCUGCGCGCCCAUCUGCCCAACCAGCAGCGCACCUCCGUCGAGGUGGUGGCUGGGACUCGGCUGUGCGACGCCCUGAUGAAGGCGCUCACGCUGCGCCAGCUGGAGCCGUUCAUGUGCGAGGUGAGCACGACGCCGCAUAGCGGCCGACAUAUCAUACCGUGGAACACGGACAUUGGCACGCUGCACGUGGAGGAGAUCUAUGUGCGGCUGCUGGACAAGUUCCCGCUGGGGCCGCACAUCAAGCACCAGUUCAUACGCAAAACCUUCUUCUCGAUCGUCUUCUGCGAGGGCUGCCGUCGGCUGCUCUUCACGGGCUUCUAUUGCAGCCAGUGCAACUUCCGGUUCCAUCAGCGCUGCGCCGGCCGGGUGCCCAUGCUCUGCCAGCCCUUCUCCGUGGACAGCUACUACGAGCGCCUGCUGUCAUCGUAUCCGGAGAACUCGGUGGGUUUGCCCGUGGGUCGCAGCAAUGCUGUCCGCUUCAAUGUGAGUAGCCGUCGCUGCAGCAGCAGCGGCAGCAGCAGCACCGCCACGACCACAACCACAACAACCACCAACAACAGCAGCUCUAAACCUUCUGCCAACCGACAGGGCCGACCGCCGCGCAUCAGCCAGGACGACCGCUCCAACUCGGCGCCCAAUGUCUGCAUCAACAGCAUCCGCCCGCUGACCAACGACACGCAGCGCAGCCUCAUCAUGCAAGCCAGGCCCCCAUUGCCGCAUCCGUGCACGGAUCAUUCGAACUCGACGCAGUCGUCGCCCACCAGCACCCUAAAGCACAAUCGACCCCGGGCCAGAUCCGCCGACGAGAGCAACAAGAAUCUGCUCUCACGUGACGCCAAGAGCUCGGAAGAGAAUUGGAACAUCCAAGCAGAGGAGAUCUUGAUUGGGCCACGCAUCGGAUCGGGCUCGUUUGGAACAGUCUAUCGCGCCCAUUGGCAUGGACCCGUAGCGGUGAAGACGCUCAAGGUGAAGACGCCGAGCCCGGCCCAGCUGCAGGCGUUCAAGAAUGAGGUGGCCAUGCUGAAGAAGACGCGCCACUGCAACAUUCUGCUGUUCAUGGGCUGCGUCUCGAAGCCCUCGCUGGCCAUAGUCACCCAGUGGUGCGAGGGCAGCAGCCUCUACAAGCACGUCCAUGUCAACGAGACGAAGUUCAAGCUGAACACCCUCAUCGACAUUGGCAGGCAGGUGGCGCAGGGCAUGGACUAUCUGCAUGCCAAGAACAUAAUACACAGGGAUCUCAAGACAAACAACAUUUUCUUGCACGAGGAUCUGUCCGUGAAGAUUGGCGAUUUCGGCCUGGCCACCGCCAAGACGCGCUGGUCGGGCGAGAAGCAAGCAAAUCAGCCAACGGGCAGCAUUUUGUGGAUGGCACCAGAGGUGAUACGCAUGCAGGAACAGAAUCCCUAUUCCUUUCAAUCAGAUGUCUAUGCGUUCGGCAUAGUCAUGUACGAGCUGCUGGCCGAGUGCCUGCCCUAUCGCAACAUCAGCAACAAGGAUCAGAUUUUGUUCAUGGUUGGGCGCGGUCUGCUGCGUCCCGAUAUGACCCAGGUGCGAUCCGAUGCACCGCAGGCGCUGAAACGUCUCUCCGAGGACUGCAUCAAAUACAAUCCCAAGGAGCGUCCGCUGUUUCGGCCCCUACUCAACAUGCUGGAGAAUAUGCUGCGCACAUUGCCCAAGAUUCAUCGCAGCGCCAGCGAGCCAAAUUUAACCCAAUCCCAGCUGCAGAACGAUGAUUUCCUAUACAUGUGUCCCAGUCCCAAGACACCGGUCAACUACAAUAACUUUCAGUUCUACAACAGCGCGGGCAACAUCUAAGAAAAUAUAAGUUGAACAAGGGAGGAGGAGUUGGAUGGAUAUGGAAGGAGGAGGAUGAGGAUGAUGAUGAUGAGGAGGAGGAGGAGGAGGAGGAGGAGGAGGCUGUACCUGUACUUACUAUGAAUGGAAGGCAUGAAACAAAUGCUUCAAGGCCACACUAAGCAGGAGAGAGAGCGAGAGAGGAGUACGGAAACUGAAAGUGAGCAGGACAAGAAAUUAGCUCUCUCUCGCUCUCGCUUGUCGUCUUUUUUGGCUGCUUCACUGAAGCAACUGAACGUGUGAGAGAGAGAGAGAGCGGAGUAACACAAGAUUAGCUGUCUCGCUCUGCCCAACAACUGCUCGGCCUGAAGCAACUUCUAAUGUGCAUUUCUGUUAUCAUUUAAACCAACG
Messenger RNA from Drosophila arizonae, 2795 nucleotides. It is a transcript of the gene Raf, whose product is annotated as serine/threonine kinase raf oncogene. Lineage: Eukaryota; Metazoa; Arthropoda; Insecta; Diptera; Drosophilidae. Gene Ontology annotation, biological process: MAPK cascade; protein phosphorylation. Gene Ontology annotation, molecular function: ATP binding; MAP kinase kinase kinase activity. The record is from RefSeq and is a predicted model, not a curated record.